AUGUCUUGGUCUUACAGCCUCGACCAACAAUCAUUAUCUAUCUAUGCGUUUGACACACUAAUCGCAACUCGCGCUCAAGCCAGCAAGCCUACAACUUCGACAUGCAAUCUUUGCCUUCGUUCGAUAUAUGAACCACGCCUCCAGUCCUCACCUCCCUCUUUCCCACACAACUGCUAACCAUCAUCACCGACCACACACAUUUACACAAAUGCAAUGUUCGACGGCCCUUUCGACCCCUUCUUUGGCCCUCGCCGCCCCCGUAUCCAACGUCGCCAGCGCAACAGCUGGAACACAUCAUACACCUCCUGCUACGAAAACGAAGUCACCCCCUAUUCCUCCUACGAAGACAUGCGCGCCCUAGCUCUCGCUCCCCCACUCGGCCCUCGAAUCACCGAGACCCGCGUAUUUCACCCUCUGCCAUUCACAGACCUCCCGGGGCACGUCAACGCCUUGAUCCGUCGCGGUGCCACUCUGUCAACUUACCUGACGCAUCUUGCAGCUGUCAUGGAGCCGUUGACUAGUGUCAAGAUCGAAGAUAUGGGCAAGCUUGAGCUGAAGGAUGUCCUCAAGGAAGGGAAGAGCCUGGGCAAGGCGAUUGUGGAAUUUGAAGAGCAGUUCGAUGAGGUCAAAGAUUUGAUGGCGGGAUUGAUGACGGAGAAGAGGGGGGUGAUGAGGAAGUUGCAGGGUGGUGGGGAAAGGGGGGUGGGGAGGAAGGGUUGCAAGGAUGACUUCUAAGAGGCAUUCGACGCGGAAAUGCCCAACUUAAUGAAAAGCAGCAG
Molecule: messenger RNA, 779 nt
Organism: Didymella exigua CBS 183.55
Lineage: Eukaryota; Fungi; Ascomycota; Dothideomycetes; Pleosporales; Didymellaceae
Exons: 1
Coding region: 214-735 (173 amino acids)
Source: RefSeq, a predicted model, not a curated record